AUGGUUUCUGUUCCAAAGACCUACAAACUCUCCAGUGGCCAUCUUUUGCCCUCUCUAGGGCUGGGAACCUACGAUAUUCCACGGUCGGAGACCACAGAGGUGGUUUACCAGGCUUUAAAGGCCGGCUACAGACAUUUGGACACCGCAGUUCUAUACGGGAAUGAACAAGAAGUAGCGCAGGGGAUUCACCAGUGGCUACAGGAAGACCCGCAUAAUAACAAACGCAGCGACGUAUUCUACACGACCAAGCUGUGGAACUCGCAAAAUGGCUAUUCCAACGCAAAGCGUGCCAUCCAGGAGUGCUUGGAAAAGGCCAAACCGUUGGGCUACAUCGACCUGCUGCUGAUCCACUCGCCGUUGAGCGGGCCCAGACGCAGAUUGGAAACCUACAAAGCCAUGCAAGAGGCCGUGGACCAGGGCGUGGUGCGGUCCAUUGGUGUUUCGAACUACGGCGUGCAGCAUGUGGACGAGCUGCUGGCAUGGCCCGAGCUCAAGCACAAGCCAGUGGUCAACCAAAUCGAGAUUUCGCCCUGGAUUAUGCGUCAGGAGCUGGCCGACCAUUGCAAGGCCAAGGGACUAGUUGUCGAGGCGUUUUCUCCUCUCACACACGGCUACAAGCUAAAACAUCCCAACGUCCUGCAGGUGGCCAAGGAGACCGGCCACGACGCGGGCCAGGUGCUGAUCCGGUGGUCUUUGCAACACGGCUACGUGCCUCUGCCCAAGUCACGCUCGGUGGCCAGACUCACGGGGAAUUUGAAGGCAUACGAUUUCCAGCUUUCGCCGGAGCAAAUUUCAUUUUUGGACCAGCCCAAUGCUUACGAGCCCACCGACUGGGAGUGUACUGACGCACCAUAG
Lachancea meyersii CBS 8951 is the source of this 855-nucleotide messenger RNA. The record is from the annotation of a GenBank genome assembly. Lineage: Eukaryota; Fungi; Ascomycota; Saccharomycetes; Saccharomycetales; Saccharomycetaceae.